This is a messenger RNA of Neogale vison (American mink), 7197 nucleotides long. RefSeq names its product thyroid receptor-interacting protein 11-like. The transcript is spliced from 8 exons. Gene Ontology annotation, molecular function: small GTPase binding. The record is from RefSeq and is a predicted model, not a curated record. Gene Ontology annotation, cellular component: Golgi apparatus. Lineage: Eukaryota; Metazoa; Chordata; Mammalia; Carnivora; Mustelidae. Bases 197 to 4537 code for a protein of 1446 amino acids. Gene Ontology annotation, biological process: Golgi organization; endoplasmic reticulum to Golgi vesicle-mediated transport.
GCGCGCGAGGUGGGGACGCGGGAGCGCGCGCGAGGUGGGGACGCGGGAGCGCGCGCAAGGUGCUGCUUAGAAACGGGGGCGGUUGGCUUUUGAUUCUUAGCCUCGCGCAGGCAGGGGUUCUGUGACACUUGGCGGGGUAGUCCGGCUGGACUGGACGCUUUCUCACCGCGGACCAGGGCAGUUGUAUGACCGCCAGAUGUUCUCCUGGGCUGGUGGUCUGGGCUGUGGCCUAGGCCAUACCCUAGGGGCCGUGGACAGCAGCCACACCUCUUUGACCAGGGACAUCUCUGAUAUUCACAGACAUGUGCUGGGGAAAGGGACUUUCCCUGGGGACACCAUGGAUCUGGCUGAUGUCAUCUCAUCCCAGACACAGAUCAACAGACGCCUCCCUGAGACAGACACACUGGAGGCUGAAGUGACUCACUGGAAGAUGUUGUGCCCGUGUUCCACCCAGGGACCAAAUACCGUCGACCCAGAAACAGUGUGGACACUGAAGAGCCACAUCAGGGACCUACAGCAGAAGCAGAUACGGGACAUGGACAAACAUCAGCUGGAAGUGGCCGUGUUGCAAAACACCCACCGGCAGAAGCUAGCAGACCUCACUGACCGGCACCGCAAACAACUAAUGGACUAUCGACGACAGGUGGAAGACCUGCAAAACCAAGGUGCUGCCGGGAACGUGAACCGUGACCUUCUUGAGGAGAGGGAAAGGGAUCUCAGAAGGCUGAAGCAGCAACUUACACAAAUGCAGCGGCUGAACGACAGUCUGAACAACCUUGCUUCGGAUCUCCGAGCAGAAAAGGAGAAGUUGGUUCGUGAGCUCCGACAGGCAACACAUCAGCUGGAGGAAUCCGUUCUGCGCAACAACGAGGAUUCCCUAAAGAACAACGUUGCCGUGAGGGCUUUAAAGGUAGAGAAAGGACGGUUAGUGGCAAAACUGUGUCGGGCCGAAAAGAAGCUUUGCCAACAGAAGACCGAACAAAGCCUCAGAGAACGGGCACCGGCAGAUAAUGGCCAUUUCACUAAGCUCGGUCAGGAGAAAGACCUGGAGAUACUCCACCUCCGGGAGAGGAUCGAGCAGAUGGACGCAGAGCAUCAGGAAACGAAGGAACUGCUGUCCUUUGCUUUGGAGGAGCACAAGCAAUUGGCAGAGUGCCUUAGGGAGCAAGAGGAGUACAUCAAAGAACUCCGAGAAAGGCCAGAGCUUCAGGAGGAACUCGGCCAGUCGACCGAAACCUUCAGAAGCCGUGACAUCCUACCCCCAUCCGGGGAGGACAAAGACACGCGUCUCCCAUCCACGACAGACCAACACCCUCGUGUGGACGAAGACCUGGAGCGCCUCACCCGACAGAGUCGCGCUGUCCCUCUGGUUGACCCGAAAAUCCUCGAGGAGAUUGAAGAACUCGAGUGUGAGGUCCUUCAGCUCAGCAGGUUAAAAGAUGAUCUCGAGGAGGAAAUCCAAGAACAACAGAAGAUCAUUCACAACCAGCAGCAGGGGAAGAGAGCACUGCUUCAGGCCUUACAGGAGCAGAAGGAGAAGGUGGGCCGCCUUCAACACCGGCAGGAGGCGACGAACGCUGAACGCGCUCAGCUCCUCGCGGCCAAAGACGAGCUGAUUCGGAAUCUGCAAGUCACGCUAGAAGAGCUGAAAGCCCAGUUGCCCGACGAAAGCCCGCACAUUCCGAGGCAACCCUGGGAGGAUGAGGAAGUGCGAGCAAGCCAGCCUCUCCCCAGAGAGAACGGAGGGGACGAGCGUGAUCCAUCUCAAGCUGAAAUUCAAAGGCUAGUCCAAGGAAUCAAAGAACAGGAACUGGCGAGGCAGCUUCUCACUGAAGAGAACAUCCGACUGACCGCGCAAGUGGAUCGGCUCUCCAAAGAGGAGAUCGGGAAACUCACUCGGAUCAUCCAGCAAAAGGAUGUGGAGAUUCAGGGUCUCUCCAGCAGAAUCUCUGAGGCUUCUCACAGCCAGAACAGGCACGUGCAACAACUUCAGCAGCAGUUGCAAGAGUGUGCUUUGAAAAGCGAACAGAUCUUGGCCAUCCUGAACGAGAAGAUGAGGGAGAAGAGCAAUCUGGAAAGGGACUAUCACGAAAUGACCGAUCGACUUGCUGCCAAGGAAGCAGACCUCCAGAGGGUGCAAGAGGAAAAUCAAAAACUGUCCACGAGAGUGGAAAGCAGCGGCCAGGAGGGGUGUAGCGAAAGGAUUCGGGAUCUGGCCCACGCGGUUCGAGAAAAAGACCUGGAAGUGGAGGCGUUAAGUCAGAUAUGCCAGACUUUAUGGAGGAUCCUGCAAACACCCAGCCCUGGUCAUGAGGUUCGAGGAGGUCGAAUCGAUCAGUUCCAGCAGCUUCUCCAGGAACGGGACACGUUAUCACAGCGAGUGAAGGUCAUGGAGGAGUGGAAAGAGCAGGUGCGGACCACGGUCCAAACUCUGAAGCGCGAGUCACCCCAGCUUCAGAGAGAUCUGCGACAACUGCAGGCGUGGGCUCGCACCAACAGCGAGAACGUUCUGAAACUGCAGACAGCCUCUCUUGACCAGAUCCAAACUUCCCAAGGACGGGACGUAAACUUACAAGAGCUAGAGAAGGAACUGGCCCAACUUCAGCUCCGCAUCGGGGAGCUCUGCAAUGCCGAGGACCUCCUUUUAGGGAACCUCGAUGUGAUUUUCCUCCAGACCUCCAGCGACUCCCUGAAGGCCGGGAAAUCUGACCCAGUGAGGGAGUCCUCUCAGGUGAUCAGAGAGGAGGUCGAAGAGCUCAGAAAAUCAGGGCAAGGAAAAGAGACCAUGAUUCGAACCCUCCGGGAAGAUCAGCAGAGAUGGAUUGCUUCAGGGGCUGCCACGGGGGAAGGAGAAGGCAAACCACGGGAACACGGCGAUUCCGAUUCCCACACGGAACAGCUGCAGGAGAAACCGGCCGUUCUACAAAACUCCCUUCGGGCUCAGGAGCUCCGAAUCCAAGCGGAAAGUGAGGAGCUGCUUUCUUCACAGGAGCAGCUCAGUGGCCAGCUGAGUGAGAACGAGCUGCUGAGGCAGGCAGUCACCAAUCUGAAGGAGAGGAUAGCAGAUCUCGAAGUGGACGUGUGUCGGCUGAAAGAGGAAAACGCAAAGAUCGUGGAACGAUCUAGAGAAAAGGACAUGGAAAACCAGGCGUUGCAAGAGACAAAUCGGCUGCUUUCAGUGACGCAGAGAGAGGCGGCAUCCCAGCAUGCUGCGAUGAGAGAGAAGGCACUGGCCCUGGAGCAACUGUUGCAAGAGAGAGAAGAGGGCGAGACCGGGGAAUUGAACCGGCUCGUCGACGCCGUUCGGUCAAUGCAGGACAAGGCAGCUGUGUGUCAACGGGAGAGAGAGGACGCCGUGUCGGCACUGACACAGAAAGAAACGGAAACCUGCGCCCUCCAGAAGGAGGUUCACCGGUUACGAGAGAGAGAACGGCGCCUCACCCAGGAGCUGGAGAGAGGGCGGCACCUCGCUGCAGAAGCCCAAGAUUCUCGUCGCCGGCAAGCUUUGGCCUCCGAGGACCAAGUGGCUCAGCUAAGAGAGGAAGUGACGGUCUUGCAGGGAAAACUCGCUUUGUCUUCCGCUGCCAUGGAAAAGGCCGGCCACGGAGCCCGUCUGCAGGCAGAGUCGCUGCGGGCGCAGUUGCACGUGGUCACCCAGCAGAAGGAGGAAGCUGUGCUCCGGCUCGCCGCCUCCCAGGAAGAGGGAAGGCGCUGCCAUCAAACACUAGCGAGCCUGAAGCUGGAACUGGCCGAACGGAUGGAAGAGGCAGACGCCCUAGAAGGAAAACUGAAGUCCUUACGGGGACGUUUGCAUCAAACAAAUGCCGACUUGGAGGUGAAGGAGGACCAACUCCAAGAGCUCAAGAAACAGAAUGAGGUCCAGCAGGAAAUGCUGGAGGACACACAGAAGAAACUGAUGACCUUUGUCAGUCAGUCCGAAGGAACGGUGGACAAAACCCUCCUAAGGAGACUCUUCGUGGGAUCGUUCCAGGCAGCUGAUGCGGAACGGCAGGAAGCCUUGAGGUUGAUGGCAAGCACGCUGGGGAUCCGAGAAGACCAGCUGCGGCAGCUGCGCAGCCGAGAGCCCGCGGGUGUGCCCAGCGGGGUGACUGGGGGGCCUGGACCCAGAAGCGCCCCCAGCACCCCCGCGAAACCAAAUCACCGAGCUGUGGCCAAUCGUUCCUUUUCAGAACUUUUUGUCCAGUUUCUAGAAGUGGAAUCUCAUUCGGCUUUUCCAGCGCCCAAACCCUCUGCUCGUGACGUGAAGCCCCCAGACUCGGGAGGAAGGGGAAAACUGCCUAAGAAACAAGGCCCAUCACGACUGAACGCUCCCCUGGCAUCCACACCCGGAAAAAAGGAGGUCAAGCCCCGCACCACAGCUGUGUCUCUUAUUGACCCACCCGGACCGGAAAUGGAUGGAUCGGAGCACCUUCUUCUAAAUGCUGUCACUGAUGCUUUACCCACGUACACGCCGCGUAUACUAUCGCCUGCCCAGAAGGUUGGAAAGGCGGCGGCCAAAGACCUCUCCAAGAAAUAGACGACUGUGCGCCAGAGUGACACCGCGCUUUGAAGAUCCCAAGUCACUCUGUGUGUCUACCUUAUCUCCUAAUGUUCUUUUUCAAAAUGUCAAAUGUUCACGGUUUUGCUUUCAGCUUAAGAAACCUAUUCUUUUAUGACUUAACAAAAACGGGGAUCCUGACCUGUGACCGGAUCCUAGGACCCCGGGAUCAUGACAUGAGCCAAAGACAGACGCUUAACAGACUGAGCCACCCAGAUGCCACAGCAGGGGUGACGUUCCUAGGACAGUCGACACUGAUGGCCUUGGAAGCUGUGGUCUGUAAUGCUGGAAGGUGUACACAAGGGCCAAACCUCUAUGUAUACCCUAUGCAGAGAACACAUCAACUUGUUUCAGUGUUCCAAAUGGAUCAGACAGACGAGCGCACAAUCCUCGGAUGGGAAACGAGGUGAAUAGCACAAAAGUACACGAUGAAGAUAUGGUUAAAAAAAAAAAAAAAAAAUUGAUCCCAAGGGAAUCGCUGGCUGGUCAAGGGCUAGAAGGAAGAGCUGACGUCCUCCAGCACCAUGGAAUCUGGCAAUGCACUGUGGACAGAAGCCCCCACCACCUCCACCUGCAGGUCCUUAACAAGCGCGUCAAACAAAUAUCCUCACAGUAGGAUCUCCUGAAUGUGAUGUCCCAUCUGUAUUCCUGAAGACAGAUGAAGGCGAUAAGAUCCUGCCCACAAAGUUUGCCUGUGAGAGCAGAGCGGUUUGGGUGCCCCGCGCAUUAACAAGGAUCCCGGGAUCAAGACCUGAACUGAAGUCAGAUGAUUAACCACGUGAGCCACCCCGGUGCCCUUGUCAAUGCUGGAUUUACAACUGGCUCAAAUUCUGAACCCAUGUUGAAUUAGUCGUGCCCCCCCCCCACCCCGUAUUCAGUUUUCUCUCCUCCACUCCUCCUUUGCUUGGGUUUGUGUCUUCCUGGAUAUACUUGUGGGCUGGGGGAGUGUCUUUUGCCCUGCUCCUCGUUCUCGGUUUUUUCUUCCAGAGAGUCUCAAAUCCGCAUCAUCAGCCCUGGGGCUUCUGUCGCGGCGAUGGUCGUAUGGUUUCCAGUCUCCUGGCGUAAGUCCAGACAGCUCGGUUUUGUACCGACUACGGCCACCUAAAGCUUGCGAUGAACUCAGACAGGCCACCCUCAGAAAACAGCAGCAGCAGCAGCAGCAGCAGAGGAGGAGGAUGGUGGUGUGACCGAGGUCCUACCAGGCUUCUGUGAGGCUUGCUUCUUGUCUGGCGUCUCAAGACCCCACAGCCUUGUCCCGGUGGGCGCAGCACCUCACAACCUCCAGACCCAUGGCCACUGGUCGGAGGACACCCCUUUGCAGCUCCUGAACGUCGUCCUCAAGGUCGGCGCGGAGGACGAAGAAGUGAGCAGCCCUUGGGAAGAUGCUUCUCUGCACGGAGCUCAGAAGAGCCCAGAACGGGGCUUCACUGACGGAGCUGCUAACUCUGUGGGGGGCCUGGAGACAGCGAGAGUGGAAAUGCGGCCGAACCAGGCAGAUGAGGUUUCAGCCUUGUUGGGGCUCAAGUCCUGCUAGAAGAGACCGACUUGAAGCCAGUAGGAAACAUCUUUAUCAUUGGCCUUGAUUCAUUCAUCACAUAGUGUCCAACGUGGAUUCCGUAUGCUGACAACCUGCCUGGCGCAUUACUCCGCUGGCCGCUCCGGUCCAGACGUCAGGCCGUCCCCCGAGGGAAGCCGACCCCACCGGCCCCGAAAGUUCAUGCUUGGGGUGCUGAGCGCCAGGCUGUCCCAGGAAUGGGCCCCUUGGUCCCUGGCCCUCUAUUCCGGCCAGCAGUUCUGGGGAGGCCAAGGCUGGAGCCCGACACUCUCCGUGGUUUCGUGAUCGUUUAAGAAAACAGAAGGGACAAACGUUUCACCGUCUUUAAAAACACAGGAGUCUGAGGAGAGAAGCCAAGGUCCGCCGCUUGGCAGCUCCGCGGGAGGACGAAGCAUCCGUGUCCCUUGCUGACCCACGCUGCGCCGCCUCCUCAUGCCCACGCGGAAGCACGUUUUCAGGCGGCAGUAUUGGCACAGGUGGUGCUGGUCGAUCUGGCAGCGGCGGUCGGAGCGGCCGGUGUAGCUGUGGUUGCUGUGGAUGCCUCCGCUGGAAGCAGCUCUCGCAGCCCUGGCAGGGGAAGACGCUGUAGUGCUUGCCGCUCGACAUGUCCCCACACACCACGCAGUCCACCUGCAGCUCCGGCUUCGCCAGGCUCGGAGUCGCUGGCGGCGCCCGCGGGGGAGGCCCAGGAAGCUGCUGGAGGCCUGCAAGGCCCCGCGGCCAGCACUUCCCGAGCUGCCGCCCCCUCUGUGGCCGCACCUUCCCUGCCUGGGCCUCAGGCGGGGCCCCAGCCUCGCUGGCCUUUGCCGGGCCUUUGCCGCCGCCGCCCACCCUGGGAGCCGGCCUCGAGCUGCAGCCGGUUUUCUCUGGGAAUAGUUUUUCUCCGUUCUCUGCUCUCCUCGGUCUCAGUUUCCAACGCCUUCCUGCGUCUGCAGCCCAAACGUUGUAGGGGAAGUUUGGGUUUGGAAUGGCAGGCUAAAUAGCUGUACCCAACCCAGUGCAAACCAGCAAAGCAUGAAGGACUUUGGGGUUUUUUUGUCUUUUUUUUUUUUUCUUUUAAAAGAUUUUGUUCACUGGACAGUGA